Molecule: messenger RNA, 2646 nt
Organism: Varanus komodoensis (Komodo dragon)
Lineage: Eukaryota; Metazoa; Chordata; Lepidosauria; Squamata; Varanidae
Gene: STX17
Product: syntaxin 17
Exons: 8
Coding region: 200-1117 (305 amino acids)
Biological process (GO): intracellular protein transport; vesicle fusion; exocytosis
Cellular component (GO): plasma membrane; SNARE complex; autophagosome membrane
Molecular function (GO): SNAP receptor activity; SNARE binding
Source: RefSeq, a predicted model, not a curated record
AGGUCCGGGGGGCGCCGGAAGAGUGGAGCUCUUCCCCGGGGGGCUCCAGCCAGGCCACGGAGCCAUGUGUGCCAGCAGGAGCCUGCCGUGCAGGGGAGGAAAUGACGAGGCUGCUUGCGCCCACCUAAACUUCGGAAAGCGCCUUGCCGUGGCAGAGCAAUAAAGAACUGCUCACAGGCUGCUAACCUCAGAACCGAGGAUGUCGGAAGAAGAGGAAAAAGUUACUCUGCGUCGCCUUGAACCUGCAAUCCAGAAGUUUAUUAAAGUUGCAGUUCCAACAGAUCUGGAGAGGUUAAGAAAACAUCAGAUAAAUAUUGAAAAGUACCAGCGGUCCAGACUGUGGGACAGACUGCACGAAGAGCACAUCAAUGCGGGUCGAACUGUCCAGCAAUUGCGAGCAAAUGUUAGAGAGAUGGAGAAGCUUUGUUUACGGGUCCGGAAGGAAGACCUCCAGAGUUUGCAGAGGAUGAUCGACCCAGUGAAAGAGCAGGCGUCACUUGCCAUAAAGGAAUUUCUACAGCUCCAUUCAGAGUCUGCAGAAGAACUUAAAAAGCGGUUCAGUGAGAACGAGGCAUCGUUGCAGGUUCCUCUAACCAGAUCCACGACCAUAGCAGCAGAAACCUUUUAUAACCACGAAGAAGAAGGAGGAACCUCUCAGAUCCAUGGCCAGGUGUUUCUCCCCCUCCCAGAAAUCCCCCAGGAUCAAAAUGCAGCAGAGUCAUGGGAAAUAUUAGAAGAGGACUUGAUCGAACUCAGCAACCUGGUGACCGACUUCUCUCUGCUCGUUAAUGCUCAGCAGGAAAAAGUCAACCGGAUUGAAGACAAUGUCAGCACUGCCGCUCUGAACGUCGAAGAGGGAACCAAGCAUCUGUCCAGGGCUGCAAAAUACAAGCUGGCAGCUCUCCCCGUUGCGGGGGCCCUCAUCGGGGGCGUCGUGGGGGGCCCCAUUGGCCUCCUGGCAGGUUUCAAAGUGGCUGGAAUUGCAGCGGCGCUUGGCGGGGGGGUGCUGGGCUUCACCGGUGGAAAGCUGAUCCAGAGAAAGAGGCAGAAGAUGAUCGAGAAUGUCUCCUCCAGCUGCCCAGACCUCGCCAGGCACAGCGACCGAGAAUGUAGCUGAACGGCUCUUCUUCCCGGCCUGGGUGGCAAAACUGCCGCUCUCGCUUUGGACUUCACCCGGGUCUGCGUGAGGCCGGCCCAGGCCUUUUUCCUGCUGGGGGUGCGGAAAGACCAAUGUGGCAAAACUCUUGGACAAUGCCGGACCCUCCGUUUCUGGAUGCAGGAAGCGCCACGCAGUCCAGAAGAGGAUGCCAAAGACAGGCCUGGGGCUUGCGCCACAUAGACCGCCAGCUCUUUCUCUCGUGCACGAGCUGAGGGUGUGGACUAGCCGUGUGGUGCCUUUUCUUGGUAAAUCAGGAGGGAGGUGCCGAUGGUAUUUUAGGGUGUGAAAAGAUUGGGUGCCCAGACAGGGGCGCUUCCCUCAAUCCAUUUGUUGUGCUCGUGGGCACGACUCUCUCCUUGCAGUGCAGUCGUGUUCCAAGCUUCUCUGUGGCCGAAUACUGAAGCCUGAAGCCCACGUGCUUGACUCCGCUUAGGGCAGCCCUCCCUCUUUUUCGGCAGCGCUGCACCAGUUUUCCCCAAACUGGUAACCUCUCCUUACGUGGGACUGAAGUUCCUGUAAUUAUUUAUGGAAGUUGCAGUCCAGGCCAGCCAGAAGGCCUCCGGUUUGGGAAAACACUACAAGUGCAAGUGCUAUAUUUUAAAAAGUAGGGCUUACUGAAGCUUAAUUUAUGAAUUUUAAGAGUCCAGCUCUCUUUUUAAAAAUGGUUGUUUUGAGGCAAACCUGAACUGGGCCUCAUAGAUCCACUUUCACAAUUUUCAGCCCACCUUCAAAACUGCCUUUUUACAGCUUAACACACUUAUGAAGAACCUCUUCAGAUCACACCUCCUGGUUUGGAUAUAUUUGACUGGCUGCUGUCUCUCCGACCCUCUUUUCCAUUGCUGCAUCAGCUGACCAGCAGCGGGUGAUAAUUAAAUGAUCAGCCAAAGACGAGGCCUUGUUGGGUUCUGCUUUGUUGAAUGCUUUUAAAAAAUGUUAAUUUUAAUGCCAAGUGUAAGCAUUUCUGAAUAAGAAGCUGAGGUGCUGGGUCUUUUUAAAAAGCUCACAACAUUUAUGAGAAAAGUAUUAUACAUGUUUCGAAGUAGGCUCAUUUCCCUUUCAAACUACUAACAUUACUUUCAAAGAUAUUUUCAACAUCCUGUAGUCCCACCAGAUAACGACACUGACUGGAGAACCGGUUUACAGCUACUAGCAGGGCUGAUGCUGAGAAAAGACCUCAUCUUGCCUAAAUGUGAAGUCUUGUUGCUUUUUCCCACCUCUCGUGCAGACUUGGGAGUCUGUCAUUUUUAUCUGGCCUGCGUGGAGCAGCAUAUAAGAGAGUGAGGCAAAAGGGGAUUCUUCCCCUGGAAAAGCUCGGCCACAGUCUGCCAAGUACUAAAAAGCGGGGUGGGUAUUUCCAGCUCAGAAAUACUUUUGGGGUUCUGCCUUGUGUGCUCUCAUCUUAGCCACAGCACAAAACCGUUUCAUUAUGAAUGUUUUGUUAAUGCAAGAUUUUGAAAUAAUCUGGAAAAUAAACAGUUUUAAAUAUA